Abrus precatorius (Indian licorice) is the source of this 3453-nucleotide messenger RNA. Its product is annotated as serine/threonine-protein kinase Nek8. NCBI's taxonomy places the organism in Eukaryota, Viridiplantae, Streptophyta, Magnoliopsida, Fabales, Fabaceae. Bases 1717 to 3207 code for a protein of 496 amino acids. The record is from RefSeq and is a predicted model, not a curated record. The transcript has 5 exons.
GAGGAUAGUUCGAUUCCUUUGCACUAUGAUGGUGGCCAUGCUGCUCCAGCAACCAAAUGCGGAGCAGACCCAGGCCUUACUUGAGAAAUGUUCAAAUAUAAAAGAAUUGAAGCAGAUUCAUGGCCAAUUGUUGAAGAAAGGCGUAAUCAGGCACCAGAUAACACUGAGCAAGCUUUUGGCUUCAUAUGCAUCAAUAGAGUUGGGUAACUUGGUCUAUGCACGUAUGGUUUUUGACAGAAUAAGCUCACCAAAUACUGUCAUGUGGAACACCAUGAUCAGAGCAUACUCAAAUAGUAAUGACCCAGAAGCAGCGGUGCUUUUGUACCAUGAGAUGCUCCAUCAUCCAGUGCCUCAUAAUGCUUACACUUUCCCUUUCCUCCUCAAAGCAUGUUCUGCUCUCUCAGCCUUCGAAGAAACCCAACAAAUCCACGCUCAUAUUUUCAAAAGAGGUUUUGGUUCAGAGGUUCAUGCCACAAAUUCCCUUCUUCAUGCUUAUGCAAUUUCAGGCAACAUACAAUAUGCACAAGUACUAUUCAAUCGGCUUCGCUCACGUGACAUUGUUUCAUGGAAUACAAUGAUUGAUGGAUACAUAAAAUUUGGAAACUUAGACAUGGCCAACAAGAUUUUUCAAGCUAUGCCAGUGAAGAAUGUCAUCUCUUGGACAACCAUGAUUGUUGGCUUUGUUAGGACAUGCAUGCACAAAGAAGCUCUUUCUCUUCUACAGCAAAUGCUAGUUGAAGGCAUCAAACCUGAUAGUAUAACCCUUAGCAGCUCUCUUUCAGCAUGUGCAGGCCUUGGUGCAUUGGAGCAAGGCGAGUGGAUUCACACCUAUAUUGAAAAAUAUAAAAUAAAAAUAGAUGCAGUUUUGGGUUGUGUUCUUAUAGACAUGUACGUUAAAUGUGGUGAAAUGGAAAAGGCCCUUUCAGUGUUCAGUAAGUUGAAAAAGAAAGGUGUCUGUGCAUGGACGGCUAUAAUCGGUGGCUUUGCAGUGCAUGGAAAGGGAAAAGAAGCUAUAGAUUGGUUUAUCCAAAUGCAGAAAGCAGGAAUUAAGCCAACUUCAAUUACUUUCACUGCAAUACUGACUGCAUGUAGUCAUGCAGGACUAACUGAAGAAGGAAAGUCCCUCUUUGAGAGGAUGAAUGUUGUUUAUAACAUUAACCCUUCUAUGGAACAUUAUGGAUGCAUGGUGGACCUUCUGGGUCGCGCAGGGUUGUUGGAAGAAGCAAAGGAGUUCAUAGGGUCCAUGCCCAUAAAGCCAAAUGCUACAAUAUGGGGAGCACUGCUCCAUGCUUGCCACCUACACAAAAAUUUUGAGCUUGGUAAAGAGAUUGGAAAAGUUCUGAUUGAAUUGGACCCUGAUCAUGGUGGCAGGUACAUUCAUUUGGCAAGCGUUUAUGCUGCAGCUGGAGAAUGGAACCAAGCGGUCAGAGUGAGAAGCCAGAUCAAACAUAGGGGGCUGGUAAAUCUCCCAGGAUGCAGUAGCAUCACUCUUAAUGGGGUUGUCCACGAGUUCUUUGCUGGGGCUAGUUCCCACCCACAUAUCCUCGAGAUAUAUGACAUGCCUAAUCUUCUUCCAAAUAGAUAAUAGAGGAGAAUGAAAAUGGAUUUAGCGAAUAUGGGACGAUAGAAUAAUUGUUUUUCUCCCCCUGUUUGGAUGUAAUUAAAUUGGGAGGAAUGAAAUGAGAAGAGGUGGUUUCCAUUGCGUGGAAACUAGAGAUGAAAGAAAAGCGGAAAUUCGGAUAUUCCGAUCAGAUUCGGCAAGAGAACCCGAACGGGCCCAUUACUAUGUUUGGCCCAAUAAAGCCCGAACAUGUUGAGCCCAAGAUACGAAUAACGAAAUCCAGUAGGGAAUCAGGGACAAGCGACGAAAAGAAAGAAAUGUGGCGGUCACUGAAACUGGCGAGGAAGGUGAAACCGAAAGUGGUAAGUGGGGUCCAUUUGAAAUGGAUGAGCACAGUGAUGAGUUUCGGAGAUGGAAGCCAUGGUGCGCUUGGUCUUGGAUUACCCGCCGGUGUGGAACCAGACGCAUACGAGCCUACUCCUGUUCCUGCUCUACCUUCCGAUAUUGUUAGCGUCCAUGCCGGCCAUUAUCACUCUCUCGCCCUCACUUCUAAUGGCCACCUCUGGGCCUGGGGCAGAAACAACGAAGCCCAACUUGGCCGUGGCCUUAUCUCUUGCGGAGAAAGAGAAUCAUGGCACGAGCCUAAAAGAGUAGAGGGAUUAGAACAUGUGAAUGUGUGUGCUGCUUUUGCGUCUGGGGUUGUUUCUGCUGCUGUCGGGGAUGAUGGUUCGGUAUGGGUAUGGGGGAAGUCUAAGCGUGGCCAACUUGGCCUAGGUAAGAAUAUUACCCAGGCUGUUGCACCUACCAAGGUUGAAGCACUUUCUGGACAAAACGUAGCCAAGGUUUCGUUUGGUUGGGGGCAUGCUCUUGCCCGGACUGUGGAUGGAAAGUUGUUUGGGUGGGGGUAUUCAGCAGAUGGUAGGAUUGGGAAAAUGGGGAAUCACUUUCAGACAUCUCCGUUGGAAUCCACGUUUUCAAAUAAUGCAGAAGAACUAUCGAGUUCAGACGUGGAAGUUGCCGAAAAGAGAGUCUUGGAAGGAAUGGAGGAGGAGAAUAACAUGCCAAUAAUAUGGGAACCUACAUUGGUAGAAGAACUCCAUGGGGUUCAUGUUGUGGACAUUGCUUGUGGACUUGAUCACUCUCUGGUUCUUUGCCGCGACGGUGCACUCUUGAGCUGCGGGAGCAACGUUUAUGGGCAGUUGGGACGAGCUAAAACGGAUUUGGGAAUUUUCCCUGUUGAUACGAGUUUGAGUCCUGUUUCUAUAGCAGCAGGGCUUGGGCAUUCUUUGGCAAUAUGUCAGCUCGCUGAAUCAGAUGGUAGUGUUGGUGUGGGGACUACAAAUGUUGCUUCGUGGGGAUGGAACCUCAGUUCUCAGCUUGGAAGGGAAGGGGAUGGGAACCUCCCCUCUUUGAUUGAUGCAUUGGAUGGGGAAAAUCCUGUCUUUGUUUCAGGAGGCCGUGCCCAUUCCCUUGCUCUCACCUCAAAGGGAGAAUUGUGGGCAUGGGGCUCUGGUAAAAAUGGCAGACUUGGAUUUCCAAGUUCUGCUGACCAAGUUGACCCACUUUGCCUUGAUUCUUUAGAGGGUUUUCAAAUUUUACAGGCUGUGUCAGGGUUUGAUCAUAAUCUCGUGCUAGUUGCUGGCUGAUCUGGUUUCAACACAUGCCUUGCUUUUUAGGUUCCGAAAGUUUAGUUUCGGGGGAAAGAAAGGAAAAACAGAUUAUUGUGUAACUAGGAAAAAAUGUAGAGAUGUCUUUCAAGCUUGAACUUAAAGGUGGAGCUUAUCCGUCUAAAGACAAAUCUAAGCACCCCCCUUGGUAUAAAUGUCAGAUAUGUUUAUCUUUACGGUUUUAUAUGUUUCAUUGCAUAAGCUUAAACUUCAUCGUAGUGUUGU